AUGGCGAGAGUGGAGUGGGUGCAUAAUGGAAGGUUUUCGUACAAGAGGACGAUCAUAGUUGCUUGUUGCAUCAACAUUGUUGUUGCUCUAUUUGUGCUCCACUCUCUCUACACUUCGAUCUACACGUAUUCCUUCAGUGAUUCUCAAACCUCAUUUGCGUACACAACAAAUCAGUUAAAAAAAAUGGAAGAAGCAAAUGAAAUACGAAAAGCAUCAGAACCAAAGGAACUUAUCAAGCUGGUGGCACAACUAAAGAAAAGAUUAAUGAGUGAAGAAAGGGUUUUGGAAUUGCCGCAAAAUUUGAAACGGAAGUUGACGGACGAGAUUCUCGAAAGGUUGAGGAGCUUGGAUGCUGCCGCAAAUGCCAUGGAGCAACGAGAGAUAGUUGAGUCCUGGCGUAGAUUAAAAUUAAAAGAAGCUAGGAAGCUUAUUCGUGGGAAACCCAUUAAUUCAACAAUUUUUCCACAGGAAGCCGGAGUGCUGGCUAAAAUUUUCUGA
This is a messenger RNA of Striga hermonthica, 498 nucleotides long. The record is from the annotation of a GenBank genome assembly. NCBI's taxonomy places the organism in Eukaryota, Viridiplantae, Streptophyta, Magnoliopsida, Lamiales, Orobanchaceae.